AUGUCUGCUGGGGGCGAUAAUUCUCAUGUUAAGGAUUACCGACUCGAUGGUCAUGUUUUAUCGGACUCUUAUAGUAUUCAUGAAUUCAAUCCAGUCGAUGAGAGUAAUGAUCGGUACCAAGGAUUCGAAGAUUCUAAAGAUGGUAUUAAAGAAUUAGCAAGAACUGUUUCUCGCACUAACCAGAUAGGAAUUGCCAAUGCAAGCGAUUCGGAAGAUUUAAUUCGGUAUUUGUCACAUAUGUCUCAGGUGCCAGGUAUUUCCCCAUAUGAAGGUAAUAUUGAUCCUUCGUUAGAUCCAGAAAGUGAUGAGUUCAAUGCUAAGUAUUGGGUCAAGAACUUGAGAAAAUUACACGAUUCUGAUCCCAAUUAUUAUAAACCCUCCUCACUUGGUAUAGCAUAUAAGGAUUUAAGAGCUUACGGUGUCGCUGCUGAUUCCGAUUAUCAGCCUACAGUUUCAAAUGCAAUACUAAAGCUUGUGAUGGAAACAUAUCAUCAUUUUAGAAAGAAGGAUCCAAGUCGUUAUUUUGACAUUUUGAAAUCCAUGGAUGCAAUUAUGAGACCCGGCGAAGUAACAGUAGUUUUGGGAAGGCCUGGCUCUGGAUGCUCUACUUUGUUGAAGACAAUAUCAUCCCAUACCUAUGGCUUCCAAGUAGGCGAGGAGUCUAAAAUUUCUUACGAUGGUAUGACGCCGAAAGAUAUUGAAAGACUUCACAGAGGUGAUGUCGUCUAUUCAGCGGAAACUGAUGUCCACUUUCCUCAAUUGUCCGUUGGUGAUACUUUAGAAUUUGCUGCAAGAUUGAGAACACCUCAAAAUAGAGGUAAUGUUGAUCGGGAAACUUACGCUAAGCAUAUGGCAUCUGUUUACAUGGCCACUUAUGGCUUAUCUCAUACUAGAAAUACGAAGGUAGGUAACGAUUUUGUCAGGGGUGUUUCUGGAGGAGAAAGGAAGAGAGUUUCGAUUGCUGAAGUUUCCUUAUCUGGUGCUAACAUUCAAUGUUGGGAUAAUGCAACUAGAGGCUUAGAUGCAGCUACUGCUUUAGAAUUCAUUAGAGCCUUGAAAACAUCUGCUUCUAUUUUAGAGGCCACACCUUUGAUUGCCAUUUAUCAAUGUUCGCAAGACGCUUACGAUCUCUUUGAUAAUGUGAUUGUUUUAUAUGAGGGCUAUCAAAUUUUCUUUGGUAAUGCUAAGAGAGCCAAAGAUUUUUUUAUAGAUAUGGGCUAUGAAUGUCCUCAAAGACAAACAACUGCGGAUUUCUUAACCUCUUUAACUAACCCGGCCGAACGUGUUGUCAGGCCUGGUCAUGAGAAUAGAGUUCCAAAAAAUGCAAAAGAAUUUGAGAUCUAUUGGAGAAAUUCAUCAGAUUAUCUAUCUUUGGUUGAUGAUAUUAAUAAAUACAUGAAUGUUACCGAUUCCAAGAAUCAAAAAGAAUCUUAUCACGAAUCCCAUGUUGCGAGACAAUCUAAACAUCUCUCUGCUAGAUCACCCUAUACCGUUUCUUUCUGGAUGCAAACAAAAUACAUCAUUGGACGCAAUAUCCUUAGAACCAAAGGUGACCCUUCGAUUUCCAUCUUUAGCGUCUUCGGUCAAUUAGUUAUGGGGUUGAUUUUGUCUUCUGUCUUUUUUAAUUUAAAUCAAACAACUAGCUCAUUCUAUUACAGAGGCGCUGCUAUUUUCUUUUCAGUCUUGUUCAAUGCUUUUGCUUCUUUAUUGGAAAUUAUGGCUUUGUUUGAGGCCAGACCAAUUGUUGAAAAGCACAAGAAAUACGCUUUGUAUCGGCCAUCUGCUGAUGCAUUGGCUAGUAUUAUUACUGAGUUGCCUGUGAAGUUAUUGAUGUCAAUGGUGUUUAAUUUCUCUAUAUAUUUUAUGGUGAACUUAAGACGUAAUCCCGGCCGGUUCUUUUUUUAUUGGCUAAUGUGUUUUCUUUGUACCCUAGUAAUGUCACACUUAUUCAGAAGUUUGGGUGCUGUGUCUACAUCAUUAGCAGGUGCAAUGACUCCAGCAACAGUAUUAUUAUUGGCUAUGGUUAUUUUCACCGGGUUUGUCAUUCCAACUCCAAAAAUGCUUGGUUGGUCACGUUGGAUUAACUACAUCAACCCUGUUGGUUAUGUUUUUGAAUCUUUAAUGGCUAACGAAUUUUCAGGAAGACAGUUCCCCUGUGCUGAGUUUGUUCCCCGAGGCCUGGGAUAUCAAUCAGUUGAAUCUAGUCAACACAUUUGCUUAACUGUCGGUGCUAAAGCUGGCUCUACAUUUGUAAAUGGUUCCGACUAUAUUGCAAUCUCGUAUUCUUACUAUAACUCCCAUAAAUGGAGAAAUUUUGGAAUCGCAGUUGCAUUUGUUAUUUUCUUUUUGGUGGUCUAUAUUUCGUUAACGGAAUUUAACAAGGGUGCUAUGCAAAAAGGCGAAAUUGUCUUGUUUUUAAGAUCUGCUUUAAAGAAACACAGAAAGGAAUCCGGAAAUCUCAGAACAAUUAACGAUGUUGAAAGUAAAACUUUGAAUGAAAAGGUUAGUCGUAUGGAUGAAAUUGAUGCUCUUUAUGCGGAUAAGCCCAAAAAGGCUUUGGAAACAGAUAAAGUACCUUCUUCUGAGGAUGUUUUUCUUUGGAAAGAUUUAACUUAUCAAGUCAAGAUUAAGUCAGAGGAUCGGACCAUUUUAGACCAUGUAGACGGUUGGGUUAAACCCGGUCAAUUGACUGCUUUGAUGGGAUCGUCUGGAGCUGGAAAAACUACAUUGUUGAAUUGCUUGUCUGAACGUGUUACCACUGGUAUUAUAUCUGAUGGUGUCAGAAUGGUAAAUGGACAUUCCUUAGAUGGCUCUUUCCAGAGAUCUAUUGGUUAUGCUCAACAACAGGAUUUACACUUAUCGACUUCUACUGUUCGUGAAGCCUUUAAAUUUUCAGCUUACUUGAGGCAACCCAACUCUAUUUCAAAGAAAGAGAAGGAUCGAUAUGUUGAAUAUAUAAUUGAUCUAUUAGAAAUGAAUAAUUAUGCAGAUGCUUUGGUCGGUGUUGCAGGCGAAGGUCUAAACGUUGAGCAAAGGAAAAGGUUGACUAUAGGUGUUGAGUUGGUAGCCAAACCUAAAUUGUUAUUAUUCUUGGAUGAACCUACUUCAGGUUUAGACUCUCAAACUGCAUGGUCUGUUUGUAGGCUUAUGAGGAAAUUGGCUGAUAAUGGGCAAGCCAUUUUAUGCACUAUUCAUCAACCUUCUGCUAUUUUAUUGAAAGAGUUUGACCGUUUGUUGUUUUUGCAGAAAGGUGGUCAAACAGUCUACUUCGGGGAUCUAGGUGAAGAGUGUUCUACUUUAAUUAGUUAUUUCGAAAACCACGGCUCUCAUACAUGUCCCAAAGAGGCUAACCCGGCUGAAUGGAUGUUAGAAGUUGUCGGUGCUGCUCCUGGUUCUCAUGCUAAUCAAAACUACUACGAUGUUUGGAAAAAUUCACACGAGUAUGAAACUGUUAGAAAUGAAAUAGAGUUCAUGGCAAGGGAAUUAACUAUCAAACCAAGAGACGAGUCGCUGGAGGCUCAUAAAAAAUAUGCUGCUCCAAUUUGGAAGCAGUAUCUAAUUGUAACUCGUAGGGUUUUCCAGCAAAACUGGAGAUCACCUACUUAUAUUUACUCUAAACUUUUCUUGGUUGUUUCUUCUUCUUUAUUCAAUGGAUUUUCCUUCUUCAAAGCUGAUCAAUCAAUGCAAGGAUUACAAAAUCAAAUGUUUUCUAUUUUUAUGUUCAUGAUUCCAUUCAAUACCUUGGUUCAGCAAAUGUUACCGUAUUUUAUUCGACAAAGAGAUUUAUAUGAGGUGCGAGAAGCACCAUCUAAAACAUAUUCCUGGUUCGCAUUCAUUGCCGCCCAAAUCACAUCUGAAAUUCCUAUUCAAAUAGUUGUUGGUACUUUAGCAUUCUUCAGUUGGUAUUAUCCAGUAGGGUUGUAUGAGAAUGCAGUAUCUACAGAUUCUGUGGACUCUCGCGGUGUUUUAAUGUGGAUGCUUCUUACAAGUUUCUUCGUUUACACCUCUACUAUGGGUCAAUUAUGUGUUUCGUUUUCUGAAUUAGCUGACAAUGCAGCUAAUUUGGCUACUAUGCUUUUUACAUUGUGCUUGCUUUUCUGUGGCGUUCUUGCUACCUCUGAUGCUAUGCCUGGUUUUUGGAUUUUUAUGUAUCGAAUUUCCCCGUUUACAUAUUUAGUUCAAGGCACUCUAGGUACAGGUUUGGCUAACAAUAAAGUAACUUGUUCGCAGAGCGAACUAUUGACUUUUAAUACGCCAGAAGGACAAACAUGUGGAGAGUAUACGAAAAAUUUUAUGAAUCAUUUUGGUGGCUACUUGACGGAUCAAUCUUCUACGAACAUAUGUGAAUAUUGUCAAAUGGCAUCUACUAAUGAUUUUUUGAGGUCCAUCAAUGUUUAUUUUGAUGAACGAUGGAGAGAUUUGGGUAUUUUCAUUGCAUUUAUUGCUAUCAACAUAAUAGGAACUAUUUUUUUCUAUUGGCUUGCUAGAGUUCCAAAGGGUAAUAGAGAGAAAAGGAGGAAAGAUUAA
Messenger RNA from Debaryomyces hansenii CBS767, 4527 nucleotides. Its product is annotated as pleiotropic drug resistance family ABC transporter. The record is from RefSeq and is a predicted model, not a curated record. Gene Ontology annotation, biological process: xenobiotic detoxification by transmembrane export across the plasma membrane. Gene Ontology annotation, molecular function: ATP binding; ABC-type transporter activity; ATP hydrolysis activity. Bases 1 to 4527 code for a protein of 1508 amino acids. Gene Ontology annotation, cellular component: membrane. The transcript has a single exon. Lineage: Eukaryota; Fungi; Ascomycota; Pichiomycetes; Serinales; Debaryomycetaceae.